Molecule: messenger RNA, 1104 nt
Organism: Passer montanus (Eurasian tree sparrow)
Lineage: Eukaryota; Metazoa; Chordata; Aves; Passeriformes; Passeridae
Product: cell surface glycoprotein 1-like
Exons: 2
Coding region: 1-1104 (367 amino acids)
Source: RefSeq, a predicted model, not a curated record
AUGGAGGGGUUCACAGGGCUGGAGGAGUUCACAGGGCUGGAGGAGUUCAUAGGCCUGGAGGAGUUUAUAGGGCUGGAGGAAUUCAUAGGGCUGGAGGAGUCCACAGGGCUGGAGGAACCCACAGGGAUGGAGGAGUUCAUAGGGCUGGCAGAGUUCAUAGGGCUGGAGGAGCCCAAAGGGAUGGAGGAGCCCAAAAGGAUGGAGGAAUCCACAGGGAUGGAGGAGUUCGUAGGGCUGGCAGAGUUCAUAGGGUUGGAGGAGCCCAAAGGGCUGGAGGACUCCACAAGGCUGGAGGAGUUCAUAGGGCUGGAGGAGCCCAAAGGGCUGGAGGAGUCCACAGGGACGGAGGAGUUCAUAGGGCUGGCAGAGUUCAUAGGGCUGGAGGAGCCCACAGGGCUGGAGGAAGCUGCACCUCCCCGUAGCCCCGCAGAGCCCAGCAAGGUUGCUCCAGCCCCAGGAAAGCAGCUGAGCUGUGCAGCCGAGGCUCCUGUCACCGUGCCAGAUCCCCCUGUGCCCAGCACCGACCCGGAACGCUCCCAGGAGCUCUCUCCGUGCUCCAGUCCCAAGCCGAUAUCUCUCUGGCCGGUUAAGAGGAUGCUCGACUCGAGCAGUGAUUCCCAACCAGAAAAUUCCCGCAGCUUCCGAACACGGAGGAAGCGCCAGCGGAGCUGCGGGAAGGCAGCAGAGACUCCCCGGGCAGCGCAGAGCCCCGGGCAGAGCUCCUCCGAGUCCCCGCAGCCGCGCUGUGCCAGCCGCCAGCCCUCCCGGCCGGGCACCCAAAGCCCUGGCACCCCUUCACCAGCGGCUGCACGGACCCGCAGCCCCCGGCCCGGGCCGGCUCCAGAGCCGCUUGCCCCCAGCGCCGAGCAGCAGCCAGAGCUCCGGGCAGCCCUCCCGCGCUCUCCCCCCCGCACCUCUCCCGGCGUCCCAGCCCCGAAGUGCCGCUCCCCCGUGCCCCGCUCCUCCGGCAGCCCCGGCAGCCUCCCCUCCUGCCCCGCGGUGCCCUUCUGGCCGUGGUUCCAGCUGCGCGCCCGCGUCUGCGCCCCCUCUGUUGGCUCCGUCCUGUACGUGUGUUUGCAGGUUAUGGGUGGGUUUAGGAAUUAA